AUGUCAACAACAAAAGAAAUAACAGUAAAAAAAAUAGACAAUGAAAAUAUAGAAAUUAAUGGAGUGCAAAUAACUAUCGAUGAAUAUAAUAAAAACAGAGGUAAUUAUAGCAAUAGAAAUAUCGAUACCAGUUUUAAAGAAGAAUAUGAAAACUUAGCCAAAGAGAUAGAAGGAAGUAUCGAGGAUGGCCACGGAGACGCCUUACCUUAUUUAAAGAGCCUAGUUAGCAAAAAAAAAGCAACUGGUCAGGGAUUAGGCGAAAAACCGGCUUACCAAGAUAUCGAAAAGGCUUGUCAGGAAGCACCCCAAAUUAAUAAAAGUGAUUAUGAUUCAGAAAUAGAAGAUAUUCGCACCGCGAUUGAUGAAGCCGAUAUUAACCGCAAAAAAGAAGCCGCAAUAAAGUCCAACGAUAAAGGCAAUCCCGACCAGAAAAGAAAAAGAGAAGAAGAUAAUAUUCCUGAUAACGCAAAAAAAUCUCGUCUGGACGCCAAUGAGACUAAAAGUGUCGCCGAGUUAAGAAACAAAACCAUUGAGAAAAUAGAUAAUAAUAGUUUAGCCACUGCUAUCAAAGUUGCUACCCAACUAGAAGGAGAAAAGGAAUACCAAAAAGAUACUGAAAAGGUGAAAUUAGCCGAAGAAGAGUUAAUGAAAAAAGAUUACGGAUUAUAUGUCAAAACCGUUGUUGAAGCUAUUCAAAAACGAAUCAAAGAUUACGGACUUAAUAUUACUAUCGGCGAGGAUGGUAAUGUAGUAAGUGAUAUACUUGAUGCAGAAACUAAAAGAGAAUACCAAUAUCUACUUUUUGUCGAAGGUGGGGCAAUGACUAGUGAAGAGGAACUUUAUGAGAACCGAGCCAGUUUUCAAAAGUCCAAAGACCAAGUGAUUAAAAAAAUUGGGGAAUUAGGAGCCAAGAGCAAAUGA
Messenger RNA from Ambispora gerdemannii, 921 nucleotides. The record is from the annotation of a GenBank genome assembly. NCBI's taxonomy places the organism in Eukaryota, Fungi, Glomeromycota, Glomeromycetes, Archaeosporales, Ambisporaceae.